Messenger RNA from Pelobates fuscus (common spadefoot toad), 1005 nucleotides. RefSeq names its product probable G-protein coupled receptor 148. Gene Ontology annotation, cellular component: membrane. Bases 1 to 1005 code for a protein of 334 amino acids. Gene Ontology annotation, molecular function: olfactory receptor activity; odorant binding; G protein-coupled receptor activity. The transcript has a single exon. NCBI's taxonomy places the organism in Eukaryota, Metazoa, Chordata, Amphibia, Anura, Pelobatidae. Gene Ontology annotation, biological process: detection of chemical stimulus involved in sensory perception of smell; G protein-coupled receptor signaling pathway. The record is from RefSeq and is a predicted model, not a curated record.
AUGUCGCUACGAGAGGGCAAUUCAAACCACUCUACGUGGAUGGACAAAUCAUCUCAGUAUAUGCUACGUGAAUGGAUCAUCUCCCCUCCAUAUUUGGAAAUGAAAAUGUUUUUAAUUCCUACCGUCAUCUGUUUUGUCACAGCAAUAUUUGUGACGCCUUGUAUAUUGUUUACCAUCUUUUCUAACAUCACUAUGCGCCGAGAGACAAGAUUUCUACUUUUAGGGAACACGCUGGUGUGUGACCUAAUAUACCUUGUUUUCUACACAACCACGUCCAUUUGCAAUGUGAUGAAUGUGAAAAUGCCCAAACACUUCUGUGUGAUCAUUUUGUUUCUGCUUUCUGUUACCUUCUCCGCCGGAGUCCUCACUGCGGUGGCAACUGUUGUGGACACGUAUUUAGCAAUCCUGUGGCCCCUGCAUUAUGCGUCACUAUUAACAGCUAAAAGAACUAAGAAGAUCUUAAUCCUGCUCUGGUUGUCAUCUUUUUUCUUUCCUGCAGUAGUAUUUGUAUCCCUGUACUUUACGCAGGUUCCAGGCCCAUGCCCACUUGAGCUUUGUUCACUACCGGUAAUUCUAGUGAUGACUUUGAAUGGCGAUGACAGCCUCAAGUUGUGUUACAUCCUUUUUCUUAUUAUCUUUCUGUUAUGUUUCUUGUUGCUGUUAUGUUGCUAUACAAUUCUAUGUUAUAAAACUAAGGAAACUGGAAUAUGGAAAGGUGUAACCUCGAGGGCUAGUAUCACUUUUUCAAUGCAUCACUUAUUAUUGUUUUUUUACUUUAGCCCACUGUUAAUUCUCCUUGCUGAGUCCCUGUUAUACAUUGCUGGUAUUAUAGGACUCAGAACCGGACUAAUGGUAACGCUGACAAUCUGUAAUGUCUUAGUCAUUUUGCCAAAAGCUGCGUCUCCUUGUCUUUAUGGACUCCGCUACAGAGAAAUAUAUAACGCACUAAGGCUCUUCUUCAAACUGAAAAAACGUCAGUUAGUUUCCCCUGUCAUGACAACUUAA